CAUUACGGACGAGAUGCAAGCAACAGUCAUUGACCAUGUCAUUGUCCAUGGCAUGACAAUGGCUGAAGCAGGACUAAGAGUCUGUCCAAACCUGAGUAGGUUCACCGUGGCCACCAUUAUCAGGGCAUUCAGACAACACAACAGAGUUGAAAGAAUGCCACAUAGAGGUGGGAGGGUUGCCAUAUUUACAGCGGCACAAGAAACCCUCAUUGUGGAUAUGGUUCGUGGGAACAACCUCAUCAGACUCCGGGAGAUCAGAGACAAAGUCAUUGCCGAUAAUGUCAACUUUGAGAGCAUUGAUGAUGUCAGCUUGGCCACAAUAGACCGAGUUCUCCGGCGCCAAAAGACGCGGAUGAAACAGGUCUAUAGGGUUCCCUUUGAUCGCAACUCUGCGCGACACAAAGACCUACGUUACAAGUACGUGCAAAAGAUUUUACAGUUGAACGCGAUGGCCAGACCUCAUGAGUACCUCUUCCUGGAUGAGGCUGGCUUCAACCUGCAGAAACGAAGGCAAAGAGGCCGUAACAUCAUUGGCCAAAGUGCCAUCACUGAGGGCUUGUCCACCGGCAUGCUGUCCUUGGGUCUUACAACACCCAACGUCUCCUCACCUUCCUAG
Molecule: messenger RNA, 616 nt
Organism: Oreochromis aureus
Lineage: Eukaryota; Metazoa; Chordata; Actinopteri; Cichliformes; Cichlidae
Exons: 4
Coding region: 14-616 (200 amino acids)
Source: RefSeq, a predicted model, not a curated record